Molecule: messenger RNA, 579 nt
Organism: Humulus lupulus (European hop)
Lineage: Eukaryota; Viridiplantae; Streptophyta; Magnoliopsida; Rosales; Cannabaceae
Product: putative disease resistance protein RGA3
Exons: 1
Coding region: 1-579 (192 amino acids)
Biological process (GO): defense response to fungus
Molecular function (GO): ADP binding
Source: RefSeq, a predicted model, not a curated record
AUGGGAGGACUUGGAAAAAUUACUUUAGCUCAGCUUGCAUAUAAACAUGAAAAGAUCUUGAAUCAUUUUGAUAAGAAAAUUUGGGUUUGUGUAUCAAAUCCUUUUGAUGCGAUGAAAGUUGCAAAAGCAGUUAUUGUGGAAAUUGAGGGUAAUACCCCAAAUAUCGAUGAUUUGGAAUCUUUAGUUCAAAAGAUUUGUAAGUGUAUUGAAGGAAAGAAGUUUCUUCUUAUCUUAGACGAUGUAUGGACAGAUGACAAAAGAAAAUGGGAAAAUUUGAAGCAGCCUCUUCAGUAUGGGGCUAGAGGAAGUAAAAUACUUAUGACCACAAGGAAAGAAAAAGUUGCUAUCAUGAUGGGGGUAUCUAGUAGUACAAUUUCAGUGGAUGUUUUGUCGGAGGAGCAUUCAUGGGUAAUAUUUAAGCAACAUGCAUUUUUAGAAAGAAGAGAAGAAAAGUUGAAGCAUUUAGAGGAGAUUGGUCGAAAUAUUGCAAGGAGGAGCAAUGGGUUGCCUCUAGUAGCAAAAUCUUUAGGAAGUCUCAUAUGUUUUAAAAGGACAAGAAGUCAAUGGGUGGAUUGUUAG